UGCGCGCAUGGAGCGGCGCUGAGAGGGGCGGCGGGGGGGGACGCGGCCGCCGCCGGGCCCUGAGGAGCCGCCGCCGCCUCCUCCUCCUCCCUCGCGGGCCCGGCGCUGAGUCUCCAUCGUCAUCAAAUACAACUCCUUUCAUUCUCCUCUUCCAUUCACCUACCCAAAGACCAAAUCUGGAAAUAGUAACCAAAAGAGAAGCCCAGAUCAUACACAAAGCAGAGAAAGAUUGAAGUAAUUUAAGGGUUGGCCAGAUGCAGUGGGGCAUGGAAUGAACAGAAAGAGGUUAAAUUGAUGGAUGACCAACAAGAGCAGGAUUGUGCCUCAGAAGACCAAGAAACUAUCCUGAUUAAUGGGGUGAAAGAAAAUGAGCCACGCGCCCCAGAUGGCGAGGAGAGGCCGUGUGGCGACGCCGCCGUCGCCUUCCCGGCCCUGACGGCAGCUCCGAAGGAACCCCAGGCGUGCCACCGCGCGCUGCCGCCCCUGCCUUCGAAGAAGCCCUGCUCACUGAGCCCGCCGUCCCCGCUGCGGCUCACCGAUGUCCCCGAGCACGCUUCAGACGACUCCUCGGCCCACGCCAUCUCCCUCACGUCCUGCGUGACGAAGGGCAUGAGCUCCUGGUCGCUGCCGGGCGACUGCGAGAAGGCUCCCUUCAGCAUGAUGGAGCCCGGAGGCAUGUCCGCCCUGACAGGGGACUGCCUCAUGCAGCCGAGCCGGACCUGCCUGGGCUGCUUCAUUGAAUCAAAGGACGGCAUUGAUGCAGAGCCGGGAAUAAGCUUGAAAGUGGGGGAUAUAAAUAGGGAUUAUGACACCUGUUCGGUCUCUGAUAUAGGGAUUCACUGCAUGAGCACAGGAGAAACCAUGAGAUAUGGGGAUCAACUGCUUUCAGACCAGCUUUUAAGCUUCCCUAUGCAUAAAUCGAGGGCAGCGGACAAAAGAGAUGCAGAAAAAUCUGACAGUGAUUCAGAGGACCCCACUCAGAAAAAUUAUUACGAGGGAUUACUAUUAGACAAAUGCAAUGGUGAGGAACCCUUACUAACAAAUCCCAGCCAGGAAUGGGGCUAUUUUGAAUCCUUCAUUAGCGAAAGUAAAAUUGAGCUGCUUGACCUCUGCUCCAAAAAUGAGCUUUCUGUAAAUCUGUUUUCUGAGGAAGAUGUGGAUAAUUACAUGUUUGAUGAUGAUGAUUCGACCUUGGGAAGCGACGUCUGCUCCUUAAAGAUCAGAUACGAAUCUUUCCAGGACAACGUGCGGGAGAAGACCACCGGACUACAAGAGGACGCCCAGUUCAACUUCUUCCCCAGCGUCUUUGGCAACUGCACCAAAAGGGACAGCAGGAGCACCCUGAAAAGGGGGCCCGGUGGUGCCACCGACCCUUCUCAAUUCAAGUCUGAGGAAGGCAUCAUCUGGGGGGAGGAGGAGGAGGAUGGCGAGGAAGAGGAUGGCGAGGAGGAGGAGAAAGCUGCCUUAAAUAAAUCUUGCAACAGCACGGAGGUGGUGCAGUACGUGGGCUCCAAAAGGAGCCACUUCUUGGACUCUGUGAAUUCCACGGAGGACUCUGGGGAGUUCAGCGACGACAGCACGUGCACAGAGUCCUCCUUCGAUGUGCUGCGGGAUAUAAAGGACUGCAGCCGGUACCUGUCCCGGGACCACUCCAGCUCCUUCAUCCAGCAGAACUACGGGCUGCGGGCGAAGAGGAAAGUGCGAUACAGCGAUGACUACUUGUAUGAUGUCGACUCCAUCGAGAACGAGAAGAUCCUUGAUAAGAAGGAGUGGCUCCCGGACGGGCCCAAGGAGGAGGAUGAUGAUGAGUGGUGCCCCAAGAAACGGCGAAAAGUCUCUCGCAAGGAGCCCCCCGUUAUCAUCAAGUACAUCAUCAUUAACAGGUUUAAAGGGGAGAAGCAUAUGCUGGUGAAGCUCAGCAAAGUGGAUGCCAAUGAGACAACUGUUACCCUGAACGAGGAGCUGCUCAGCAAAUACGAAAAGCUGGCCCCAUUGAAGGGCUUCUGGCAAGAAAGGCAGCAGAGCCGGCUGGAUUUGCUCAGAUCGUCUCUCUACCACAAGCAGAAUUUCUAUCUUAACGGCUCAGAUGCUUCGUUCCUCCCUCACCCACGGAAGCGAAAAUGCAAGCUAGCAAACAGGCACAGGAUUCAAAGAAUUAAAGCCAUUGAGCAGUCAGUGAACAAGCUGGGCUCUUGCUCCUCUGAUCACAAGCAGCCUUGCAGCAGUAAGGAGGAUGCAGGCCUGAAAGGGCUGCAGGCAUUAGCCAUCGCCACCCCCAGCUGUGCGAACGGAUUACAUGUAAAUGACAUCGCAGGCAUCGCUGCCGUGAAAUGCAAAUCGCAGGAACGGGAAUACAAGGGGACGGAGAGGAAAGUGCUCCGCAGGAUCAAAUUCAAAAGUGAAGCCAGGUUGAAAUGCAAGAAAAUCAAAGCUGCUACCAACAUGACGGAGGGCUGCCCGGCUCUGGAAAACCAGGAUUCUGCAGCACGGCUGAAGGACGAAAAUGUUCCGUGUGCUUCAGACAGCUCCCAUCUCCCGGAGUGCCAUGAGGAUAAGAUUGCUAAAAAUUCUGCUUUCCUACCAUCCACCUCCUCUUCAGACAAGCCUCUGCCAUCUGCUAAUAUCACCACCAAUGUACCCCUGAUCCCCGGAGGGUAUCUGCAGACACUGUUAGAUGCUUCGGAUUUGUCGAGCAGCACCGGCAUCUCGUACUUCACCCAGCACCCCUCCGAGCAGCAGCACCCGCUCCCCAGCAUCGUCCCAGCAGACAAGCCGUUCGCCGGCCUGCAGCCAUCGCAGAGCUGCGUGCUGUCCCCGCCGUCCGAGUCCGAGCUGCAGCAGUCCCCCGGCCACCUGGAGAUGGAGCAGGGCAGCUUCGGCAGCGUGUGGCCGGCCAGCAAAGCUGCCGGCAGCAACCGGCAGGAAUUCGCCGGAGAGCUGCGGGAGGCCGCGGCGCUGUCGGGAGAGUUCGGCGGUGCCGCGGGCGCUGACGGCCUCCCGGCCUCCGGCUACCCUCCGGUCAAUCUGAAUAGCAGCAAAUUGCUCUACCAAAAAAAUUACAUGCCGGAUAGCCAACAAGUGCAGUCUGAUGAUUCUUAUCAGUCGUGUCAUUUUAAUAAUGGAGAGGGGCGCUUUCAUUUCCAGCGAGGUACACUAAGUACAGAUGAUGGCAGACUCAUUAGUUUUGAUUCAGUGGGUUCAUUGUCAGUUAGUUCUAGCAAUUACAGUUCUUUAAGUUUAAAGUCUUGCGAAAAGGACGGCGAGGAUGAUAUUAAUGACGAUUUCUUGGCCCACUGCAGUCCCAAGUUAGUGAUCCAGCAAAGCAUAGAUGAAAUCACCCCUCUGAAGGAGUCCACGGACCUUUUAGACAUUUCCAACUUCACACCUGAUAAGUUCCGCCAGUCGUCGCUUUCGGAGAUGUCCCCUCCGGACACUCCCAACCUUUCCCCACAGAUAGCCGGCUCCGACACCAAACCCCUGGGCACCCUGAAGGGCUUCCCGGAGAGCACCCAGGCUGCUCUGAGCAGCUCCGAGAAGGUCAAGUGGAACUGCGGGGUCCUGCAGACCGAGGAUCAGGCAGAUAAUGGGUUUACUUUAAAUAAUCACCAGUUUCAGUUCCAUAUGUUCAACGAUGAAGAUUCUGUCAGCCUUCUUGAAAAAAGUCCGUGCUUGUCAACAUUUAAUGAGCCAUCUGGUCAAAUUAGCACCAAUAGCAAAGUGUCGAAAUCUAAGAGGAAAAGUUCAUCCAGCAAGAAUGUGGGUACAAACCAAAGUUCUUCCCAGAAAACCACCAGGAAAAAAUCUCCCAAAACCAACAAAGGCACCGAGAAGCCCCAAGGGAAGAACUCCAGGCAGGCACCCAGAUCCACCAGGAAGGGGAAGAACGCGGCGGGCCUCAACGGCGAGAAGGCCCAAGCGGGCGGCAGCAGAGCCGUCAACCAGCUGGCCGGCCCGGCCUUGGCAGCCAACGGGCUUGCCGAGGGCGUUCAGCAUUGCGGCCCGGCCGCUGGGAAGCUGGGCAAGCACAACGGCCUGGCCGGAGAGUGGGCGCUGGGGAAGGACGGCGGCGCGGGCUGGUCGGAAACAGGCCUGGGGAACACCACCGGCCUGCUGGAUGACGAUCAGAGGGAGUUCGAGGAGCCCUCCAACAUCCUGUCCAACAUCGCCUCGGGGAUGGCGGACGUCCAGAGGUUCAUGAUGGCCUCCAUCGAGCCCUUGUGGGGGCCCGUAGGCCACAACAGCGUGCCAGACAUAUUCCGGUCGCCCGAGUCGAACAGCCUGAAACUGAAAACCCUUAAAAUUCUGGCAGGGACGCCCCAGGAGUCAAAGAAGAAGGCAAACGGCGGCUCGCCGGGAACGGCGAAGAACCACAAGUCGAACAACAAGGGCUCAAGCAAAAACGGCAAAGCUGCUGCCUGCGACCCUGGUCGCCCCAACUGUUCAACUGGGUACAAUACAGACAUUCACUCUCCCUUUUUUGAUAAAAACUAUAGUAACCUGAGCACUUUAGGCAAUAAUGGACCUACCCAUAAAAAACUGUACCGUCAUAAAUCGAGUUCUAAAUCACUGAGGGAUGAGAACUGUAAAAUAAAGCGAACAGACCGUGAACAGACCCAUAAGGACCCACCUGUGACAGCUUCUUUUGAGAAACUGAGGGAAUCAGACUCCAUUCUUCUUAAAGCAGAAACAACAUUUUUGGUUUUUCCUGUAUUUGAAGAAGAGACUCCCUUUUCUAGAAAAAAGACGUUUGAUGUUUGUUUCUUUUUUCCGUUUGUUUUUUUCGUUUGUUUCUUUCGAAAUAUGCCUUGUGGUAUGUUGAAAUGUAAGUGCUGAAAUGAAGAGUUUGAAAUUGUGGGAAUUUAUUAUUUGAAAGCGAACCUAAUCUGGUAUUCUCUGUGAAAGACUGUUUUAAAAGUCAUACUGUUGUACAGUAGUUUAUGCACUAUUACCCACAACAACAAAAAAUUGUGCCAAACUAUGAACAAGUGACUGUAUUGUAUAUAUUUUUACUUCUCUAUCAACAUUGGGUUGUGAGUGUUUUCUGCAGCUAUGCCUUUUGAUUUUACUAGAAACAUUCCAGUUAAGUACUAACCACCCCCUUUGAAAGCACCUGUAACUCACGAUGAAAACAAUAUUGUUCACUUAUACAACUUACCAAAAGUUUUAUGGACAUGACUAAAAGUGUGCCAAAUUUACUUACCUCAUUUCAUGGAUUCACCCUGUGGUUUAAAGCUCAUAAAGGAAAAAAAAAAAAAAAAAAGAAAAAAAAAGGGAAAAAAAAAAAAAAGGAAAAAAUACAAAGAAAAAAGGAACUUUGAAACUGAUGCUGGGAAAUGGUAUUGUCCUCUCUUUAAAACCAUGAGCAGAAAAACAUAACGGUGAAAUGUUGAGUUUCGUUAUAGGAGAGAGUUGAAAUGGUGGAGGAGUUCAGAAAACCACUCCAGGUAAGUCUGACAGGAACUCGAGUGUCUGCAUCUAGAGACUACGAAACAGCUGCUUUUCAAGUGUCUGUUUUCUUAAAGCAAAACCUGUAGCUGAAGAGCAUUUGAAAUGCAAAGUUACAUUGCUAAUUCUUUGUAUCUCAGUUUUAUAUAUUUUAUAAUAACCUGGGAUAAAUUCUAAAAUAGUUAUAAAAAUGGAACUAAUAUGUUUCAUACAUUUAUUGCUAUUUACUUUUACUUUGAGUAGUUUCUUAAAUAUUUUUGAUGCAGAGCCUGUCAAAAGUGCUCUCAUAUCAUAGCUUUGGUGUUUCCUAAAUGUCUAACCUUGCGAUGCCAAUAUAGUUUGAAAUUUUGAAAGCAAAAUCAUUAGUUUUAAAUACAGCUCUGAACCUUUCCUUUGAUUCAGUUCGUAGUGUAAGGAAGAAACCAGAACUAUUGGUGAUCUCACCGAUCAGGGCCGGAUCAUACAUGACUGGACUUUAUUAGACAGCGUUAAGUAUUGAAUGCUAAAUGUAUUAUCAAAAGGCCUUAUUUGUAACCCUACUCACCACACCCUCACCCUCCAGGAAAUUAACAAAACAAAAAAAAAUCAUCUCUUUUCCUUGUGCAACUGAGAGCCUGUGCAUUUUGCUGCUUACUUCUUAUGAAACCUUGAUAUGCAAGAGACCUGCUAGCUGGGAGCUGCUGGGACCAGAGGGGUGUGAGGCUUGGACACACUUAUGCAAUAGGAAGGGGUGAGGACGAGGAGCCUUAAUUCAGCCGGACAGAUCGCUGCUGUGCCCGUGGGCGUAGAGGCGGUGUGUUUCAGAGGACACGGCUAGACUCGGUUCUCUGUACAAGGAGGUCGUUUCCAGCCCGUGCCAAAGGCAAAGCACCGGGAGUGGCUGAACAAGCGAUGUAGGUUCACUUAGCAAAAAUGCAGAGCAAUUCUCAUUGACCACUUGGAAUCGAGACGGAGUCGCCAAGUGUCGAAUUGGCAUCAAAAUGUUCCCAGCAGAUUCUCAGAUCUUGAGGGCCAGCAGUCCCGACGAGAGAGCAUGGCCCAGUAAUGCAUUUUAUUUAACAGGUGAAGCAGGCACGGCUGGGGCUGCCUGGAGCGAGUCGCUCCAGAUGCGGCCGGUCCCUGGGUGGACUGGGAGAUGCUCAGGAUCUGGGAGACAAGCACUGUGCUGGGACUCCAUCCCUGGGUGUUUGGCUUUCCUCCACCACACUGCUCUCCCUUACAUCCCCCUGGAGCCGUCUUUUUCAUCCACAGUGUCACCCAAGUUUACAAGUCCUGAAUGUGUUCGUGUAGCCGGUUUCUGGGGAGCUCCUCCUGUGUGCCAAAGGGCGAGGGGCUGCUGGCUCCGCGGUUUGCGAUCUGCACGCUGCUGCUCCUAUGGAGACAGGUCAGGCCUGGAGCUGGGGCACGUCCAUUCUUUUUGACCCAGAACCAUCCUUUGAAAGCACAUUUCCACUGGCCCAUGCUGUGUUCUUCGUGCUGAACAUUUUACCUAUGUGGUCCAUAAAUCAGAAAAUGAUGAAGUACCUUGUACUGAAACAGAUAGCAAUAUUUAUUGCAUUCGAGAAAUGUGCAAUAGGGCAUGAAUAUAAGGCAGAAAACAUAUUGUAUGUUGAAAACCCAGGAAUAACCCGACUGCCGGACGUUUCAGGACACUGUUGGUCACAAAUGCCAGCUGCCUUCCUUGUGUCUCUCCUCUCAGUCCUGCUGCUCCGAUUUCUCUGCCAUCACCGAUUGUCAUCCCACACCCUUCCCCAAAAUUUCUGACCAUGGAAAUUUCAGAGACCCCCCCAGUCCCUCACAGAGCAACUCUGGCCUUUCUUCGUCUCUGCAGAAGUUAUCCCCCUGCUGUCUGCUCUCAAACUACCAACAAAGGGUGACUACCUUGAGCCAAACAUUGGUCAUCCCCAUUCGGCCCUUAUCUCCACCUGCCUGUCACUACCUCAAGAUUUUAAUCACUUCCACUUUUGCCUCAUUCCUUGCCAUAUAAGCUCGUUUUGUCCGUUUCCCUUUCUUGUCAGGAUUGUUGAAUUUUUGUUUCUCCCAGCCGCAGGGAUGUCUCAUCCUUCCCCUGCCCACCAUCCAGCACCCCAUGGGCUCCCCGUGCCGCCCCACGCUUACUUUGCCUUUUUCCCAUCCCAAAAUUCAUCAUCUUCUCCAAUCCCGGUGCAUGUCAGCCAUCUUCUUGUCAGACUCCUGGCUGUUCAGGGUGAUUAAUUCAAGCCGCACAAAGAUGUUGAUUCUGCAGCAUCCCUUAAGAUGUCUUUUCUACUUGAUCUCGCCCCACUCCUGCUGUAGAGGCAUCGUGCGGAAGGACCCUGACGUGGUCGCGCUCUCCUCUCGAACUGCGCCGUGCUGGCACGCUGCAGUUGGGCGAGUUACAAUCAGCAGCAAAAUUAAAAAAACAACCGCCUGCAAAGGAUGGUCGUGAAAACGGGCUGAGAUCAGGCCAAGCCAGGGCAGUUUAACACGACCCUCCUUCGGGGAAUGUGUAGCGAGGGCGACAUCCUCCCAAAAGAAACCUUACGGCGAGCCGGCAGCAGCCAGCCCGACCCCGAAGGCCACAGUUUUGCUGGAGGUACUUGCAUAUAGAGGUUUUGUAAAUAGAAAAAUAUCACUGAUGGGGAUUCAAGUAAUCAUUUGAAAAAUAAAAAUAAAAACUUGAUCAGGUUUACAUGUUGCUUUUUUAUUUUUAUUUUUAACAUAAGAGUUGUUGGAGAAUCACGGAUUACGGACCAGGUUUAGCGAGGUAUUUGGUGGAGGGAGGCGAGCGGUGCUGCGCAGCUCUGUCCCGAGAGGAAAGCUGGUUGCUUUAUUUAAUUUUAUUUUUAAAAAACAUUACAGCUCCAAUGAGCCAGGAACCAAAAUAGAGAUGUUCUAAGCAUUUUAAUCCCAUACCUGUCGGACCGUAUUCUUUCAGUGAGGGCUCAACCUAGCAAAGCACUUGGGCAGGAGCGCCCGCUGCUGGGGCCACCGCUCGCCCAGGUGCUUUCCUGGAGCGCAGCCUGCCCCCGGCGCGAGCCGAGAGAAAACUCCAUUGAAGUCAGUGUAAGUGAGAAGAGGAUCAGGUGCAUGGACUUCAGUCGGUGCAGGAUCAGGCCCUUGGUCUUACUUUCUCAACUCGGUGUGUUGGACUUUGCCUAUGCAGCUCCCAGGGAGUCCGGUGGAAGUUGCAUGGUUCAAGGCGCUGACAUCUAUUUGAGAAUGUGCCUCUUUAUCUCUUCAGCGUGUAAAAUAAUGCAAAAAAAUAAUAAUAAUAUAUAGAAUAAACAAAGUACAAUGUCUGUGGUAGAAGCAAGGCUUUUCAAAUCUGUUUCUCAGGUAAACAAGUGACACUAAUGACAGUGGAGUAACAGCCAUCUAAGGGAAUUUGGAUCUAGAAAAGGAGGAUGCCCUCCAUCCCGCAGGAUACUUGGGUUGCCAGACACGUUUACUGAGCCUUUGAACACUUGGUGCAAAAGGAAACAAGAAAUAAAAUUUGUAUUCACCGCUACCCUUCGAUAGAUAGGAAAAAAAAAAGUUUCAAAAGCACAAAGGGAAGACUUUAAAAUAAAAGAAAAAAAAAAAAAAAGGAAAAAAAAAAAAGAUUCCAGUUAAACUCCUUUUGUCUUUUACUCCCCGUGGGAAGCAGGGUAGGAACCGAAGGAGAUGCUCUGUUUCGCUGCCCGCAGCGCUGGCUGUGGCCGUUCUGACUGCUGCCUACAGAGAUUUGAAUGUACUGCUCCUUGAGUUAACUUCCAUAGAACUAGAGGCACCUCGCGAGUAAGUUGCUACUGUUUUAUGGUGCUAAAGAAAACUUUUAUCCCCCCUCGAGCAUUUAAGGAAUAUUAAAUGGCCCUUUUUAUGAAUGUAACAUAUCCAUUUCUGUUUAACAUUUUACACUGCAAUUUUAACAUGUUUGGAAAUUAUUUGCCUUUUUCUUUUAGAAUAAGCUUUAUAAAUAUUCUGUAGAGUCAAUUGAAGUAUAAUUCUUAAGGAUCACUCUAAGACGCCUACAAAAUCUUGUAUAUUUUUAAGUGUGCCAAUUUGUAAAAUAUUUUGUAAGUGUAUAUUUUUCUUAGAAAAGUGCUGUGAAGUGUUUGUAUGUGUGAGGUUUCCCUUUUUUUGCACCUUCGGGUGUUAAUAAAAGGAUGUAUACUUAAAAGUUUCUGGUUUUAAAAACCAAAAUACAAAGAAAAAAAUUAAACUUUUGUUGGGAAUUUUGUAAUAAAAAGAAAUGUUGUGAAAGAGUGUAGUGAUAUUGUGUAAAGGAAACUGGAAAAUUUGUGAGCGCUUUGCUGUUUUAUAGAUCCUCUUGUAAAUUAUUCUUGUAAUAUUUUUGGUUUUGUUGUUCUUGUUGCAAAGGUUUUAAAUAUUUGUGACUGACUCUGUAUGGUGAAAAUGUCAUAUUGUUAACUUGCUGAGUUUUGUUAUAUUGUUUAUGGAAUAAAUAAAAAAAUUUAAAAUCUCA
Molecule: messenger RNA, 9892 nt
Organism: Oxyura jamaicensis (ruddy duck)
Lineage: Eukaryota; Metazoa; Chordata; Aves; Anseriformes; Anatidae
Gene: NEXMIF
Product: neurite extension and migration factor
Exons: 5
Coding region: 295-4833 (1512 amino acids)
Biological process (GO): negative regulation of cell-cell adhesion mediated by cadherin; negative regulation of cell adhesion mediated by integrin; negative regulation of neuron migration
Cellular component (GO): nucleus
Source: RefSeq, a predicted model, not a curated record